CCCACAAUGCAUUGUGUCUCAGCGGGAAACCAAAAUGGCGAGGCUGAAGAGAGAAAAAUACUCGUUUGGUGUAUUUUGAAAAUCUGCAAGGAGCAGCGAGUUGUUCAGAGAAACCCGGCGGGCGCGAAUAAGCCGAUAAACCCUGUCGGUUUAAUGGUUUUUCCUGUAUAUGCAUCAUUUUAAGCGCUGGAAGUGGCCGAAUGAGAGACUCAACGGUCGCAAACAGUCCGAGCUCCCAUCGCAAGUCUCCGUCCCAUCGUCAAGACGAGUCUCCCGUGUCCUUGUCCAAACUCUCGCUCAGAGAUGGGCAGGGCGACACGGAGAAACUCGCAAGCAAGUUCGAGGAGGGCCAGGAUGUUUUAGCUCGCUGGUCCGAUGGCCUGUUUUAUCUGGGGACGAUCACCAAGAUAAACAAACAAAAGCAUUGCUGUUUCGUGGUUUUUGAAGAUCAGUCGAAAUCUUGGGUUCUUUGGAAGGACAUUCAGACAGGGGACAGUGGAGGGGAGAUGCUCUGCACCAUAUGCCAGAAUGAAAGCUCAGAACCGCCCAACGAAAUAGUCAUCUGUGACAAGUGCGGACAAGGAUACCACCAGCUCUGCCAUGCGCCCGUCAUCGAUGCCAGCGUGAUCGCGUCGGACGAUAAAUGGCUCUGCCGAGAGUGUGUGUUUGCCACAACAACAAAGAGAGGCGGCGCGCUGAAGAAAGGGCCGAACGCCAAAGCGCUGCAGGAGAUGAAGCAGUCGCUGCCCUAUUCCCUGGAGGAGCUGGUGUGGGACCAGGGGCAUAAAACCAACCUCCAGCAGUGCUACUGUUACUGCGGUGGUCCUGGAGAGUGGUAUCUGAAAAUGCUGCAGUGUAACAGGUGUAAGCAGUGGUUUCACGAAGCGUGCAUCCAGUGUUUACAGAGGCCCAUGCUCAACGGAGACAGGUUUUAUCAGUUUAUUUGUUCAGUUUGCAGUAGUGGACCAGAAUACCUCAAGCGACUGCCUCUGAGAUGGGUAGAUGUUGCACACCUCAGCCUCUACAAUCUGAGUGUCAUUCACAAAAAGAAGUAUUUUGACUCCGAGCUCGAGCUCAUGGCUUUUAUUAACGAGAACUGGGACAGGCUUCAGCUCGGCGAGCUCACAGACACCCCCAGGUCGGAGCGGUAUGAAAGAAUUCUGGAAGCACUUAAUAGCAACCCGACCAUGUUCAUGUCCGGGAAGGAGAUCAAGAAGAAGAAACACCUGUUCGGUUUACGGAUCCGCUUCCCUCCGGGCCCUCAGAACUCGGAACCGCCGUGGGACAGGGAACAGGAAAAAGCCUCGCAUGAGAUUAAGAUUAAGGGAAGGAAGUCCAUGAAGCCUCCUCAUCCACACGGCACGGUCACUAACGGAGCGGUGAAGAAAGGGAAGAGGAAGCAUCGCGCUCACUCCUUGGAGACGCUGGCCAAGCUGAGACGAUCAGAAGAGCUUCUGGCACAGAAUCACAUGAAGUUCCCGACCGCAGAGAACAACUCCCUGGAGGUGACGGCGUGUAAAAGCAUCAAAGCCGAAAAGUCCGCGCCGUCAUCGAGUACCUCGGACGCCGACUCCGUUAGUGCCACCACUAUGAGCGAAACUACCUCAACCAGCGUAUCCAGUCUGAGCAGCUCCAGCAGGGCUCCGGUGCCUCAGCCCCCGGUGAAAAGGGGACGAGGACGUCCGAGACGUGCGCUGCAGCCCCCCAACCCUGAGAUUCCUCCUCCUCCUCCUCCGCAGCCCGAGCCCACGCCUGCUCCCGCUCCCACGCUCACACCCACACCGCUCUCCCGCUUCCCCCCCACCUCCAUCACACAGGGCCUGGACUCAAGCGCUCAGCUCAGCCUCCUCAGGAGCUCCAUCAGCAGCUACUUCGGCGCGGCCGGGCGCAUGGCGUGCGGGGAAAAGUACCGUGUCCUGGCGCGCCGCGUCACCGACGACGGCAAAGUGCAGUACCUGGUGGAGUGGGAGGGCGUCACUGCCUCCUGAGCCUCCACACUCGCGCACACACACUUCAGAACUGUGCUAUUUGGUACGGUGAGAUAAGAAGUGUUUGUGUUCGUUUUUGUUGCGGAAAGUAAUGUGCCAUUCAGUUUCACACUCUUCAGCUCCUUUACUAACGCUAGAGUCCUUCUGGUUGAAGGUUAAAGAGAGCGAGAACGAUUAAACCGUGCCUCUUCUUUUUAAUUUUUUACAUUAAAACAAAACUGCCUUGUAGGUUGUAGAUGUCACACGGGGCCCCAUAUCAGACACCUGACCGGAGUCGGUGUUUCAGUAUUUCGACACGCCCUCGUCUAACCUCCUGUAACGCCUCAAAGGGACCUCUAACCGUACGUUCAGGCUAGGAGGAGAGAAAGUCGGUGGCGUCGCUUGUAGGUUGUAUCUUGUGGGCGUGGCCUGUCUGACUUGGUGAAAAGAAAGCCUAACUCGUCGCACGCAAAUGAAAUAACGCACUAAUCGCUGUAAAAUCUGUCGUUUUAAUUCGCAUACGAUAACGUCCGCUUCGUACUAGCUCCCUUUUCAGAUUACGUCGGCAAAGUACGCCCGGCGGUCUCUGCGGUCUUCUGUCCUUCCCUCCAUCCGAGCGUUUGUUUUUCUCCGUAACGUCUCUGUACACGUUUAAAUUAACGACAGGCCGUGUGCGAAAAAACGCAGUUCUUCCAAACAGUCGACAAGGUAAACAUGGAACGUAUUUUAACGUAGGAGCUAAAGGUCACGAGGCGGGAGAAACGUCCGACCGCGCUCACGUCUCUUAAGAUGGCCGACGUCGGCGGAGGUCGACGAGGGCGUGUCCGAAACGCGUUUAAUGUAAACGUUUCACCACGAGGUUAAAAACGCGUCUCGGUUAUACGCCGUGCUACUGACGUGCAGGGACCCGAAAAAAAAAAAAAAAUCAAAUAAAUCCAAUGCUGUAUGCUGCUGCAGGUUUAACGUAUUGUUUUGUUUUAUAUAUAUAAUUUUUCUUCAGUCUUUGGUUAUUUUUCAGAACAGCUUUCAUUUCAAUAAGGCACUUUUUUAAAAAAACAAAACUUUUUUCUUUUCUUUUUUUUUUUCCAUUAAAAUAUACCUUAAAAUUUCACGCAACUCGGAUUGCACAUUAGUUCGUCGUAUUGUUUAUCCAGGUUACAUUUAGACAGAAAAUCUCCGAGGCGAAUUGUUUGAAAGUAUUAACAGCAUUAAUAUGGGGGCGGGGUUUUAGA
Messenger RNA from Ictalurus punctatus (channel catfish), 3199 nucleotides. It is a transcript of the gene mtf2, whose product is annotated as metal response element binding transcription factor 2. Lineage: Eukaryota; Metazoa; Chordata; Actinopteri; Siluriformes; Ictaluridae. The coding region runs from base 201 to 1988 and encodes 595 amino acids. Gene Ontology annotation, molecular function: DNA binding; chromatin binding. The transcript is spliced from 15 exons. The record is from RefSeq and is a predicted model, not a curated record. Gene Ontology annotation, cellular component: nucleus. Gene Ontology annotation, biological process: chromatin organization; regulation of DNA-templated transcription.